UGGCGGACAGGACAACUUGAAAAUGUCAGGACGACAACCAAAUGAUAGGGGGUUAAGUGGGCCUCCUCCCCAUGAUGCCUCGUCUCCGUACAAGCGUGUCCGCCCCACGUCACCCCACCACAUACAGCGUGGGGGGCCCAGCAGUACCCAGGGAGCGUACGCCUACCCGCAGGAACAGUCAGCUCCCAGAUAUGCAGGGAUGGGGUCUGGCACACACCCUUACCAGGGGAUCUACAGAACGGACCCUUAUGCUCAGGCUGAACAACAUCGUGAGUUUCGAGACCGGAUGCGAGAAGCAGAGUACCUUGGUAAGCGCCGCCCCACCUUACUGCCGGAGUACCAUGCGCAGCCUGCUGUUUCGGCCGCUGAGAGGGACAGGGGCUCGGACCACUACUCUCACUACAACCAGGAAGGUGUGACCGUGAUUCCAUCGGCUGCAGCUGCCGCGGCAGCUCUCAGUGGCCACCAGGCCGUUGAUGUCAACACACCACCAGGUCCUAAGGGCCCCCGACUGACCGACCGCCAUGAUCUCACACACCCGCUGCACAUCGACAUCCGGGGUGAGACAGAAGUCAAGAGGGAGCCGACAUACAACCCUCAGGUGGAGGCCAUCUCGCCAACACUUCCUCCCGAAGAUUCGGCCAGCAAGACCUUCAAGGAAGAACUCCUGCAAGGCAUAUCCAGGGUGGACAGGGAGAUCACUAAGGUGGAGCAGAAUAUCAUGAAACUCAAGAAGAAAAAGCAAGCCCUGGAGGAAGAAACGUCGAAGCCCAAGAAGGAAAAGCCUGUCACCCCUGAGUUGGCCAUGCCAGAAACAAAACACCAGAGUAUAGCACAAAUCAUCUAUGCUGAAAACAGGAAAAAGGCCGAGGAGGCGCACAAGACGUUAGAUAAACUAGGGCCCAAAGUUGAGCUGCCUCUGUACCACCAGCCCUCGGAUACAGCCAUCUACCAUGAGAACAAGAAAAAGUUCCAGGUGUUCAAGAAGCGGCUGAUUCUUCACCUGAAGAAGAGGAACCAGGCCAGGAAGAUACGGGAGCGAUACCUAACGGAGAGAUAUGACCAGCUGAUGCAGAGAUGGCUGAAGAAGAUGGAGAGACUGGAGAAUAAUGCCAAGAGAAAAGCCAAAGAUGCCAAAAUGAGAGAAUUUUAUGAGAAGAUAUUCCCAGAAAUAAAGAAGUCUCGAGAGGACAAAGAGAGGUUUGCCAGUAGGGUGGGUGCCCGAAGCAGUAUCGCAUAUGCGCGGAGCGAGGCCGAGCUCGAACAGAUCAUGGACGGAUUACAUGAACAGGAGGAGGAGGAUAAAAAGAUGAGGAGCUAUGCUGUCGUGCCACCAAUGAUGCUAGAUGCCCGACAGCGGAAGUUCCGAUUCAUCAACAACAAUGGGCUGAUCGAGGACCCCAUGGGAGACUAUAAGGAGAAACAAAUCGUCAACAAAUGGACGGAGCAUGAGAAACAAGUUUUUAAAGAAAAAUACCUCCAGCAUCCAAAGAACUUUGGCCUUAUCGCUCAGUAUCUUCCAAGGAAGACUGUGGCAGAAUGCGUUCAUUUUUACUAUCUCACCAAGAAAAGUGAUAACUACAAGCAGUUAUUACGGAAACAGAAUAUGAAGAGAAAACGUUCGCUACAGAAGUCACAGCAACCAUCCAUGCAACCUAAGGAGGAGUCCCAACAACGCCAUGACGACGGUGACGACAACACCAAGUACGUCACACUUAUUGGUGCCAAGAAGGAAGAUGAGAAGGAGGCAGAGGAAGAGUCAUCUGAAGAUGAAGUUACCGUGGCAACCACAGAGGGUGAAGGAGGGGUUCACCAGUGUGCGGUAUGCAAGGUCCAGCUGGAACACUUCGGUAUGAGCAGACCUCUCACCCGCAGCAACUGUGAGAAUUAUGGGAUGUUAGAAAGCGAGGUGAAGCCCGAGAUGCGGGUGUGCAGCAGCUGCAGGUGUCGCUCUGUCCGCCGCAGAUACACACAAUGUCCGGUGCCUACAUGUAAGACGCCCAAGCGUAAAGUGAAGCGCCUGCGCCCUCUGCCAGCCAAAUGGAGUGAACUGACUGCUGAAGUGAAGGAGCCAAUCAUUAAGGAGAUGCAACUGACAGAUGAGAUAAGCAAGUGCUGUUCUGCCUGCUUCAAUCGGAUAGCGCGUAAGCUCGGCACCAACCCACACACAAAUGAGCCGAUAGUAGCACUGGUCCCAGAAAACAUGGACGAAGUUGUAGAGACCUCGCGGUGGACGGAGGAGGAGAUGGAGGUAGCCAAGAAUGGUCUGAGGGAGCACGGUCGAGACUGGUCUGCUAUAGCCGGGAUGGUGGGGACCAAGACUGAGGCACAGUGCAAGAACUUUUACUUCAACUACAAGAAGAAAUUCAACUUGGAGGCCAUUCUCCAGGAACACAAGGACAAGGCUGACAAGAGGACAACAUCUAUUUCUGAAAGUGUGGCAUCGACAGUAACAGCAGCCUCGGAUGCAGAGAUGCUGUCCAGCGAUGAAGACAAUGGUGCAGAUGAUGACUCUGACACUGCCAGUGCCCCAAGUCCUACAACGCUGCCCAUCGACGAUGGUGAGGAUUCUGUUCCAAAGAUGGAUCCGAUCCAGCCCCCAAGGGAGACUGAGAUGGACCCACCAGGGCCCACCCUCAGCCUGACGCAGGAGAAUCUGUCCCGUAACAAGACACUGAGCGCCAGCCAGGGCAGCCUCAGAAGCAUCCCUGACAAUGACAGCAGUGCCACAAUGAGUGCUGAUGAGGGGCCAGGGCCAGGACCUGGGGCAGGGGCCAUAUCACACCAUCCCCACCCAGAACCACCCCCACAUGUAGCCCCACCACCACCACCAAGGCCAGUCAGCCAACCAACGGCAGAAUCGAAUGACCUGAAGUCUCACAGCCCACGACCCCGCUCAAACACUGGCACUCCCAUCAGUCAGCCUCCUCCCAUCUCACUGAGUGCCAGCCCAAUCCCUGCCCCACGAGAACAACCACAACAUUCAACACCAAACCCAGGGGCAAACCUCCGACCAGAAGGGCAUCCAAGUCAGAGAGAUCAGAAUGUCAUUGAUUUCUCCAAUGCCAGCAAGUCAGCUUCUCCCUUCCCAAGCCACCUGAUGGCUCCAGACAUCCGCCUCUCACCACGUCCCCCCAGCACACACUCUGAGGGGAGUCGCAGUGCCAUCUCACCCCACCCCCAGCAGUUUGUCAUGGAUAAGAAACCAAUGAAGCCGGCAUGUGUCCGAGACUUGAUCCACUCAGCCAUCGAGAGGAACCUUGGACAGCCCAGUGAAAGAUACUCUGACCAAAUGCAGGACAGGAGCAGACCACCAUCUUCAGACCCGAACCAGAGACCACCAGCUGCACAAAUGUCGAACUCGGGGAUGCCCCAGGAUCUGCGUAAAGAGAAGCGAGAGCCAAUCAUGCCCCCCAUGCAGGGUGACUCGCGCUCCAUGCCCCGUACAGCAGCCAGACACAUGGAGAGAGAAGGGCCACAUGAUCACAGGGAGUCCAAGGAUGCUACAGACUUGUCAAGGAGGCCUCUAGAUUUCACAGACAAAGGACCUCAUGGCUAUAAAGGAGACCCUCGUGACUUUGAUCCUCAUAGACAACGCACAUUUGACUCCUACACAAGAGCAGCUGAAAGGGUUCCCAGUCAGAUGGUUGUGCCACCACCGGCCCAUUCACACCAUGGGACUCCAUCUGUGCACCAGUCUGAUGCAAGUCGAGGAAGACAGCCAGAAAUGAGAGACAAAUCCCCAUCUUUGUAUCCUCCAGAACAUGGCCGGUCGUUGUCUCCGGCAGUACGAGGUGGCAUACCCCCACAGUGUAGUUCCCCUUAUGGACCUGAAUCUGUGAGAUCACCAGCUUCCAGAAUCCCACCUCCUCCACCACUGAUUAACAACUCUGCCAAGACCUCCCCAAAACUGACCCGCUCACCCCAAGGGGGGCCUCAUCUGAUGAUACCCCCAGGGUCCAUCACCCAUGGCACGCCGGUCAGUCACCACUCCACUCCCUCCCCUGUGGGUCACCCCAUGACUACAAGCCCUAUCGGAAGGAGAAUGGAAGGAGUAUCACGGCAGCCAACACCACCAUCUGCUGCACAGCGAAUGGAAGGGUCGAUCACUAAAGGUACCCCCAUGAACCGUGAAGGGGGUGUCGGGAGAGGGAUGCCACCUGAGGGGAUGCCGAGGAUGCCAGGCAUGAUUGACCCUGGAUCUAUGGGCAGGGGUCAUCCCAUGUAUGAGGGUCCCUACAGACCCCCUGUGCCUGGAGGCUAUGAGAGAGGGGAGGUAUCUAAGCCACAGUACUACCAGUAUCAAUAUCCAGAGCAGCCCUACAGCAGUUCCAAGCAAACAAUAAUGAGUGACUAUAUGACUGCCAAGCAGAUGCCUCGAAGGUCACCAGCUGCGCAGGAAAAAGAUGGACGUUUGUCUCCUAGAGGAAGAGAAAAUGCACCUAGAAACUUCCUGGAAAUGUUGAUCCUCGAAGCAUGGACCCAAGGAUGCAAGCUAUCUUUCCUGUGCACGCGCAACACAGUUGUUUAUGUUAAUCCAGCUCAGAUUCCAGCUUCCUCUGCUGACCGAGCUCAAGGAAAGACAUCACCUUUACCUCCGCGCGCAACACCAUCACCGAGGGAUGAAAAAGGAAUGUGGGGCCGCCCCCAUGUACAUCACAUCCCCUCAUCCACAGCAUCCACCCUUCCCUUGGACCAGCACCACCCACAGAGACCUAGCAUUGUCAUGGGCACUGGCAAGCCACCCCACAUGUCAGAGAUGAUGUCCUCCCGAAUUGAGCAGCAAAGCAGCGGACCCGACAGCACAAGCGUCCAGCGACAGGCUAUGUCUCCCAGACAAGCAGAGCAGAGGCAUGCUGAGGCACAGAUGUCGCACACCAUGUUGAUGGUAAGAGACCCAAACAGCCGACCUCGUCUAUCGCCGAGUCAACAGAUGCAGUAUCGGUACCCAGACCAGCAGAAGGAGGAGAGGAUGGGCAUGUCUGGUCCUUGGAACCAGCUCCAGCAGCGAGAGGAGCAUGCUCAGAAGCCCCGAGCGUAUGAUGCCCGACAGAUGCCAGAACAUGGCCGGAGGGAGCAUGAGAGGAUGCCAGAGGCACAGAUGUAUCCGAGAGAUGGACGCAUGGUACAUGAGUCGGGGAUGAUGUACGCUAAACCAGACGUCAGGGAUGUCAGGGACAGAGAUGAACCAAUGUAUGUGGACAGAGAACCCAGGCAGGCGGAAGUACAAUCAUCCUCAGACUCCACUCCUCAGAGACAAAUGACAGAUCCAAACUAUAUCCGUCAAAUGACAGGAGACCUACCAGGAUCAGCAAUGAUCCUUUCGGCCUUCCAGAAAGACUCUGCUGUGGCCCACACAGUUACCCAGCCGACAUCUACCAGCACUGCUGCAAGAAGUCUGACAGCAGCGACUCUGAUUGAUGCAAUCAUCACCCACGAGAUCCAUCAUGCGAAUCCGGAAGAGAAAAAGAAUGAGCGCAGACCAGCUGCUGGGACAACACCACCGAUGAGUAGACAGCCAGAGAUGAACAAACCACCUCAGAGUAUGGACACUUCGGAUCCUGGUCUUCAAGGACAGUACAAGCCACCUCGCAAGUACCACAGUGAUCCCCAAGUGCAGUCACGAUCUGAGAUGGAAGCAGAAAGACAAAGUUUGGCUCAUUCUGGACAACAAAUUAUUUCAGCCAUGGCUUCAAGACAGUUGGACCGGGAAGGGAAUGGCCCUCAUAUUGGACAUAUCCCUGGCCCCAAUGCAUUACGUCAGUUCCAUGCAGCACAGCAGGCAAAUCAACAGUACGCUCAAGCACAAGCACAAGCACAAGCUCACGCACAAGCACAAGCACAAGCACAAGCUCAGGCCAGGCUCAGGCUCAGGCUCAGGCUCAGGCUCAGGCCCAGGCCCAGGCCCAGGCUCCUUCAAUUUAGUCAAAGUCAGAAUCAGAUGCAGCAUCAAGGUCAAGGUCAAGGUCAUCCUGGACCUCCCCACUCUCAGGGUCAUGGGCAAGCUUCUUCACAGUCUCAAGGUCAUGGUCAGACCAGUCAUUCUGGGGGUCAGAGCUCAGGAUCUUCAUCUAAGGCCAUAACUCUAGGGGAACACAUCGAUGCAAUCAUUACCAACGACUACCACAGCAAAAGGUUGGGACAGAACAAAGGUGCGAGUCUCCUCAGCCAAAUCAACAGUAGUGGAACCACAGGACAACCAGUGUCCUCCACCCCAUCUUUGAUAGCUGAGCCACACCCGUCUUUAAUGACAAGCCUGACGCCCCCAGUGUCUCGGACGUCCCCGUCUGAGGUGGGUUCCUCAUCUGACCCCCAGCGGCCCCGAAGUUACUCUGCAAGCAACCCCCACUAUGAACAAGUCUACCACGCCAAGUGGAAGAAGAGGGUACAGCAGCAGCAGGAAAUCGAAGCUUCUAGCCACCAGGAAUCUCUGUCCUCGUCUUCAAUGCCAUGCCCCUCCCCUCACUCGGGGGUAGAAAGUGAGGGCCUGAGGGUACCCAGCAAACACAACAGUCCUCAAGGCAUGGAGAGGGGUGGGCUCCACUCCGACCAGUCCCGCUCCCCCCAGCCACCUCCGUCAUCACUGCCCGGCCAGCAACACCUGGACAGCGUCGUCUUAGAGCCUGUCUCUCCCACCCCAGGCCACCACCCCCACCACCAGCCAGCCGACAGCAGUGGCCAGGGCCCCACUACAUCCGAGACUACACCCGCUACUAAAGCUAAGACAGAGUUCAACAUCAGCACCUUGGACUUUAUGAUGAGGAGGAGAAUAGAGAAAGCUAUAUUGGAGGAAACCAGUCCCAGUCAGUCAGAGCAGCAGAUAGAGUCCUCUGUGCCAUCACUUUCUCAGUCUCGCCUCAAUCAGCAGCAGCAUGCUGUUGAGUCCUCGGUGUCUCCCUCGCUUGCUGCUUCUCGGCUUGUGACACAGCAACAGCAGCAGAUGCCACCCAGCCAGCCUCUGCCGUCAAACCGCCAACUGCUUCAGCUUCCAGACACUCGACAAGAUGCUCGUCAGCAGCCAGGAGAUAGCCGACUAGGUCAUCAGGAUAGUAGGUCUUCCGACUCCCAACCCGGUCCACCUGAUGGAAGAACAUCUCAACAGCAGCAAGAAGCUUUCCCCAGCAGUUCAUCUCAAGUUGAUCCGUCAGCCAGCCCAAUCUCAGGAAUCAGAUGAUCGUCAAAUGUCUGGGAUGAGACCAAUGGUGUCUGUUUCAGCAGCUGAAUCCUCGGAGGCUAGCCAUGCAAGUGCUGCUACCCCACACUAUCAGCAGCCCAAGAAGCGGGGUGUAACAAGACCACCUGGCAAAUUUGCU
Molecule: messenger RNA, 7313 nt
Organism: Haliotis rubra (blacklip abalone)
Lineage: Eukaryota; Metazoa; Mollusca; Gastropoda; Lepetellida; Haliotidae
Biological process (GO): regulation of transcription by RNA polymerase II
Source: RefSeq, a predicted model, not a curated record